AUGUCUCAACUCGAGUUCUUCUUGCCCGCCGCGAAGGCAGCUCUCUCGGAGAGAUAUGUGGGCAAGUCCAUUCGCGAUGUGCCUACACCGGCAGCGGUCAUGGACGUGUCGGCGGCAAAGAGGAAUUGCGACAACAUGCUUGAGGCGUGCAAGAAGCUUGGGCUAGAAUGGAGAGCGCAUGUCAAGACGCACAAGACAGCUGAGCUCACCAAGCUCCAAGUUGGAGAUGAUGUCGACCGGCCCGUCAAGAUUGUCAUUUCUACUCACGUGGAAGCGGAAUUCCUGCUUCCAGUAUUGCAGGAAUAUAAGAGUCAAGGAAGGAAGGUCAAUGUUCUCUACGGGCUUCCGGCUGCUCCUGGGGAUGUCACUCGCCUUGCAGCUGUUGCCAAAGCGCUUGGAGAGGGCAGUAUCAGCGUGCUUCUAGACGACCCGGCUCAACUACCGGGUCUUGCGAGCUUCAAGUCCCAGGCCGGGGGCGUUGUGCCCCAUGCGCAUAUCAAAAUCGACAUGGGCGGACGCCGAGCUGGUGUAGAGGUGGAGAGUGACCGAUUCGCCCAGGUCGUUGAGGCAGCACUCGCCGCUCAUCGCGAAGGCAACAUCAUCCUCUCUGGGCUUUACUCGCACGCAGGACACUCAUACGCCGGCGAUAGUCGAGUGGCAGCUAUGAAGAUGAUGGGUGCGGAGCUCAGUGCCAUGCUCACGGGAGCGGGUCGCCUGACGACCAUCGCUAAGGAUGCAGGCGUUGCGGUCCCGCCUCUGACACUUUCCGCCGGCGCCUCGCCUACUGCAUUGUCUGUGCAGAACCUGCUGUCAGAGGGGAGUGUGGAUGAGAAGGAUUCUGAGCUACAUGCCGCAGCAUCUAGCCUCUCUGCACUCUUUGACACCAUCCGCGAGCGCAGCCAUGUGGUGGAGAUCCACGCUGGAGUCUACCCAACGCUCGAUCUGCAGCAGCUUGCGGCACACAGCGUCUCCACCUCCCUAGUCUCAUGGAAGGACAUUGCCUUCACUGUUCUGGCAGAGGUGCAUAGCAACUACCCUGGCCGCGGAGCAGACGGACGACCGGAGGUUCUGAUCGGGGCCGGCAUCUUCGCCCUGGGUCGGGAGACCUGCAAGGCAUACCCAGGCAUGGCUAUGGUGACACCGUGGGGGCGUAAGGACGUCGAGAUGCCUACAGUGGACGUAGAGCAAUACGAAGGCUGGAUCGUGGGCAGAUUCUCGCAGGAGCAUGGCAUCUUGACCUGGCGAUCAGUGGGGGAGAAGACUUCCGGAAAGGGGCAGCUGCAGGAACCAGACGCUCUAGAAGUCGGGCAGAAGGUCAGGCUCUGGCCAAACCAUUCAUGUGUCACCGGAGCUCAUUUCGGCUGGUACUUUGUGGUGGACGAGAGCAGGGAGGGGAAGGAGGAUGAAAUUGUGGAUAUUUGGGUCAGAGCCAGGGGAUGGUAG
Messenger RNA from Phaeoacremonium minimum UCRPA7, 1443 nucleotides. RefSeq names its product putative alanine racemase domain protein. The record is from RefSeq and is a predicted model, not a curated record. Bases 1 to 1443 code for a protein of 480 amino acids. Gene Ontology annotation, molecular function: D-serine ammonia-lyase activity. Gene Ontology annotation, biological process: D-serine catabolic process. The transcript has a single exon. NCBI's taxonomy places the organism in Eukaryota, Fungi, Ascomycota, Sordariomycetes, Togniniales, Togniniaceae.